Labeo rohita (rohu) is the source of this 6297-nucleotide messenger RNA. RefSeq names its product thioredoxin reductase 2, tandem duplicate 2 (gene txnrd2.2). Gene Ontology annotation, cellular component: mitochondrion; cytosol. Lineage: Eukaryota; Metazoa; Chordata; Actinopteri; Cypriniformes; Cyprinidae. The transcript is spliced from 17 exons. The record is from RefSeq and is a predicted model, not a curated record. Gene Ontology annotation, molecular function: flavin adenine dinucleotide binding; glutathione-disulfide reductase (NADPH) activity; thioredoxin-disulfide reductase (NADPH) activity. Bases 329 to 1876 code for a protein of 515 amino acids. Gene Ontology annotation, biological process: cellular response to oxidative stress; glutathione metabolic process; cell redox homeostasis.
UUUCCACGAAUCGGUUCUUUUGGACACUUAACCGGUUUAUUUAGUAGAAUUCAUAAAUGUUUGAAUCAUUAAAAAGAUCAGACUCAAAUGAAUCAGACGUCGCUUGUGACGUAACGUACAGUAAACUAAAAGCGGUGAACUUCAAGGCUUUUUUGUAAACUCGUAUUUGUAGUUGAUAAACCUGUUAAACCAGCUGUUCAACCAGCUGUUAAACUUAGACUCAAGACACAAUAUCAUAACGUAAUAUUAAAAAAUAACGGUAAAACAUUCACCCAGGCAUCUUUUAAGGCACCUAUAACGGCUGACAGAGGUCUUGACUGCUGACAGUAUGGCUGCCUUCAGUAGAGGAAGGCAGAGGAUAAAAGCUUUCUGUUGUUUUAGGAGUUUACUAUUUACAAGAAGUUUUACAGCAGGUAAAUUUGACUAUGAUCUGGUGGUCAUUGGUGGAGGCUCUGGAGGUUUGGCAUGUUCAAAAGAAGCUGCCCAGUUAGGACAGAGAGUUGCUGUCUUGGACUAUGUUGAACCUUCACUAAAAGGUACAAAAUGGGGUAUUGGAGGCACCUGUGUGAAUGUCGGCUGUAUUCCAAAGAAGCUUAUGCAUCAGGCGGCACUCCUUGGCACUGCUGUCAAAGAUGCUAGGAAGUAUGGCUGGCAAAUCCCAGAAUCCCUGUCACAUGACUGGUCAGCAAUGGCUGAUGCCAUCCAGAACCAUGUGAAGUCUUUAAACUGGGGCCACAGAGUUCAACUACAAGACAAGAAGGUGAAGUAUUUGAAUAUGAAGGGCAGUCUGGUGGAUAAACACACUAUCAGAGCAGUAAAUGCCAAAGGGAAAGAGAUGACAGUUACCGCCAAAAACAUUGUGUUGGCUACUGGUGGACGGCCGAAGUACCCUACACAUGUCCCAGGAGCCAUGGAGUUUGGGAUUACAAGUGAUGAUGUCUUCUGGCUCAAAGAGUCUCCAAAAAAAACGUUGGUUGUUGGUGCCAGUUAUGUAGCGUUGGAAUGUGCCGGCUUCCUUACAGGCAUUGGGCUGGACACCACUGUGAUGGUGCGCAGUAUCGCCCUCCGGGGGUUUGAUCAGCAAAUGUCUGGAUUGGUCACAGACUACAUGGAGGCCUAUGGCACCAAGUUCUCCUGGAGGAGUACACCAAAAAGCGUAGAAAAGCUCCCAUCUGGGCUUCUUCAGGUCACAUGGAUUGAUCUGAACACUAAAGAGGAACAUCAAGACACCUUCAACUCGGUACUUUGGGCUGUAGGCAGAGCCCCUGAAACCAAAACUCUCAAUUUAGAGAAGGCUGGUGUUGGGAUCAACAAAGAAACUGGGAAGAUCAUCGUAGCCGCUGACGAAGCCACAUCCGUGCCGAAUAUUUUCGCUAUCGGAGACAUCGCUGAGGGUCGUCCUGAGUUGACCCCGACUGCCAUUAAAGCUGGAAAGCUCCUGGCCCGCAGACUGGUGGGCCAUUCCACUGAGCUCAUGAAUUAUGACAAUGUGGCCACUACCGUGUUCACUCCACUGGAGUAUGGCUGUGUAGGUCUGUCUGAAGAAGAGGCUGUAAGGAGACAUGGAAAAGACCUGAUUGAGGUCUACCAUGCCUUCUACAAACCCCUGGAGUUCACCGUGGCUGAGAGAGAUGCCACUCAGUGCUAUAUCAAGGUGGUUUGUCUACGUGAGGGUGAUCAGCGCGUGCUGGGUCUGCAUUUUACUGGGCCGAAUGCUGGUGAGGUCACACAGGGCUUUUCCCUAGGCUUCCAGUGUGGGCUUACCUACGAACAUCUCAGGAAUACGGUCGGGAUACACCCCACCUGCGCCGAGGAGCUCGUCAAACUCAACAUCACUAAACGCUCCGGUCUUGACGCCACAGUGACAGGCUGCUGAGGUUAAGCAUCCCCUCCCUGAUCGCACGAGCACACGGGAACCAAUAAAAAGGUUGUGAUCAUUUAAGUUAGCAGGAAGCACAGGAAGCAUCUCAUGAAAGCUGGUCUCUUUGGAAAGCACAGAACAAAAUCUAUUUUAGUUUAAAAUAUGAUAUUUUAAAUUAGAAUUCUUGAGGUCAGUGCUAACAAGUAUGUCCUUCUUUGCUACAAUGAUGUAUCAUUUUUAAACCAAGUCCAGCAGAGGUCAGCUAGCUUUUUACCACAGGUCAAGAUAAUCCAAUAAGGUCCUCAUGUUUGCUCUCCAGAAUAAGAACGCAGAUCCAGGUUAGAGCAACACAAAUCGCAAGCGCCGCUGUGAACAGAUAAACAUGGCCAUAAAUCAGGAUUAAGGCCCUAUUACAGUUCGUUGAAAUGAGAAACGUUGGAGAAAGUGGCCUAAUGUUUCUGAAAUAUAUUCUGCAAAUAUUGUUGUUUCUCUGGCUGUACUUCCUGUCCAUUAGUCAUGCAGCGCUCCUGACACUGAUGGAUGGGAUAGGCCCGUCGCUGCGUUGACACCACCCCAUUUCCCAGGGAUGUAGACAAACACUCGGUGAGCGGCGUGUCACUCAAACGCAGAACCCGGUCGUGGACAGAGUGAGCGCUUGUUUAGUCCUGGACUUCAGGAGGUUCCCCAGUGCACAGGGGGAGCAGAGAGUACACAGUACAAUAACAUACUCUCCUGCCCCUGAUCUCUGGGUAAAACCUGAAAGUCCAAAAAAGGCAUCAGUACCGCCAGCUACCUAAAGGUGGCAGUGUUAGCUUCCUUUUCGCCUGUUCUUUACUCACACGUAAGGAUAAAAAUCUCUGAGCUGUGUAGUCAUUAUGAAUUCAAGUCACAGUUAAUCACUGGCAGAAUGUUAAGAUUAAUUGAACACUUACUGGGCAUUUAUCGCUCCAUAGGUUUAGCUUAUCUGUUGUUUGUGUACUUGGCUAAUAGCUUUGGCCCACGGUGCUGCCGCACCGCUUUGAGGGAAGUUAAACUGCAGCUAUUCCCAAAAGUUCAAUUCAUUUUGUGACAGGAAAUCUGUGACAUCUGUGUACUUUCAAACCAGAUAACGUAUGAAAAGCAUAUGUGCAUUUUGAAUUAUAUUAAUAUAUAAUGUCAGUCCAUGCAAGUGCAAUUAUAAUGCAACAUUUUUCAGAGCCCUUAAAGGCGAAGUUCAUCAAAAAAAAAUUAAGAUGCUUUCAUUAUUUACUCCAAGGCUGUAUAUCUUUAUUUAUCCAUCAGGAAACUGAUUGUACUGGUUGCUCUUUUGCCUAUUCAGUUACAACAGAGACUGCUUAAAAACAUGCAGAAGCUUCAUAAGAGUGAUCCUGGAUGCAUUGUGAAGUCAUAUGAUUGGCUUGUGUGAGGAACAGUUAAGUUGUUUUUGGCUGCAAAUGUUACAUCUUAGCUCUUUUUGCUGCGUUCAUGAGUUGCAGUGCCCAGUUCUUGAAUGAAUCAUUGAGUCUUAUUGAGUGAAAAAUCCAGUACGCAAAGCAAGUCUGAAUGUUUCGUUGACAAAUUGGACUGAUCCGGUUCUCAAGUUCAAACUCAAUAACCAAUAAGUGAACAACAGCUUAAAGUUCUGUGUUUCUUACACAAAACUAGCAUACUAGAAGACUUGGAAUACAGUUCAUGAGUCAUAUGAGGUACUUUUAUGAUUUUAUAAUGGUUAUUUUAUGUCAUAAUUUUACAGCUUAAGCUUUUCAGUCCAACUGUAGCAUGGAAAAGAGCAACCAGAAUAAUUGUUCCAUGCAAGCCUUUACACAGAAGACGACAUACGGGUUCGGAAGAACAUGAGGGUGAGCAAGUAACGGCAGAAUUUUCAUUUUUGGGAAGAAUAUGACUUUAAUGGUUUAAUAAAAUGUGCAAUAAAGUUAAAUCGGUUUGUAAUUUUAGUGUCAAUGAAACUUGCAGUGAAACAACAGAUUUGCUACACUUAUAAAACACCUUAGUUUCUAGUUUCUGAAUUUGCUCUGUAGUUCUUUAGUUAUACAUGUUGUAUGCAAAAUGAAACACUAUUUUAAUGACCAUGUCACAUGACCAAAAAAAUGCAAAUUUAUGUACUCACCCUGAUGUCGUUCCAAACCUGUAGAUUUUUCUCCUGCUGAACAGAAAAGAAGAUAUUUUGAAGAAUGUUGGUAAUCAAACAGUUUGGUUUGGAGACCUUUAUCAAAAUAUUUUCUUUUAUAUUCUGUGGAGGAAAAAAAAAAUCAUGCAGGUCUGAAACAACAUGAGGGUAGAAUUUUCAUUUUUUGGCAAAAUAUGCCUUUAAUGGUAAAAUAAAAUGUGUAAUAAAGUUAAAAUCGUACAUUUGCAUUUGUAAUUUCAGACUUGCAAUGAAACAACAGAUAUGCUGAACUUAUGAAACACCUUGACCAGUGUCUCUAAAUUUGCUUAAGUUCUGUAGUUAUACCUAAUAUGAAAUCAGCUUUAGAAACACUAUUUUAAUGGCCAUGUCACAUACUAAAAUGGAGAGUUCACCAAAAAAAAUAAUGCAAAUUCUGUCAUGAUGUAUUCACCCAGAUGUCAUUCCAAACCUAUAUGAGUUUCUUACUUCUGCAGAACACAUAAGAUAUUUUAAAGAACGUUGGUAACCAAACAGUUUUAGUUGUGGGGAUCUUUAUUAAAAUGUCUUUGUUUAUGUUCUGUGGGAAAAAAGGUAAUUCAGACAGAUUUGAAAUAACAUGAGGGUGAGUGAAUGAUGGCAGAAAUUUCAUUUUUGGGCAAAAUGUGCCUUUAAUGGUUUAAUAAGAUGUGUAGUAAGGUUAAAAUUGGACAUUAGUGUUUUCAAUUUCAGUGUCGGUGACACUUGUGAUAAAACAACAGAUAUGCUAGACUUAGAAAAGCCCUUUGACGAUUGCUAGUUCCCGAAUUUGCUUUAAUUCUGUAGCUAUACAUGAUGCAUGCAAAAUUUUAAUGGCCCAUGUCACAUACCUAAAGGGAUAGUUCACCCAAAAAUGCAAAUUCUGUCAUCAUGUACUCACCUCAAUGUCAUCCCAAACCUGUAUGAAUUUUCUUUCUUCUGCAGAACACAAAAGAAGAUAUUUUAAAAAAUUUGUUGGAAACCAAACAGUUUAGUUGUGAUUUUGGGCAAAUUUGGUGCAAAUUUUGGGCAAAAUAUGCCUUUAAUGGUUUGAUAAAAUGUGUAAUAAAAUUAAAAUAGGACAUUUCCGUUUGUAAUUUCAGUGUCAAUGAAACUUGCAGUGAAACAACAGAUAAAACACCUUGACCAGUGUUAGUUUCUGAAUUCGCUUGUGAAAUUUUAAUGGCCAGUUCAGCCAAAAAAAAAAGCUAAUUCUGUCAUCAUGUACUUACCCCAAUGUCAUCGCAAACCUGUAUGAGUUUCUUUCUUCUGCAGAACACAAACGAAGAUAUUUUGAAGUAUGUUGGUAACCAAACAGUUGUUCUGGAGACAUUUCUCAAAAUAUUCUCUUUUAUAUUCUGUUAAAGAAAGUCAUUCAUACAGGUAUGAAACCACAUGAGGGUGAGUAAAUGAUGGCAGAAUUUUCAUUUUUGGAUGAACUAUCCCUUUAACAUUCACUAAACUCUAUUUUUAAUUAAAUGCCAUUCCCACAAAUACUUAGCGUUGUGUAAAAUUUAAAUUGGAGAAUGCCAUAGACUUAAAAGUGAGCGUCUGUGGUGGAAGAACGGUACUGCUGGAGUUUGUUUUUGUUUGAAGUCUAAUCUGCCCUGGCUCUGAUUAAUGAGCCUGAGAGUGGAGUGACAGCCUGCCGUGGAGAGGAGCACUGCGCUACCAGGUUUAUUUGUACCCAGGGCUGAUGGGAAGAGGGGGGGGUAACCGUGUGCUCGACUCAGGGACGGGGUGCUGACUGAAGAACCCUGACCCCAACACACUACCACCAACAGCUUGGCUCUAUCAACCCACACAUACACAACACACACACAUACACACACUGCCCUUGGGUGGAGAUGCCAGAAUAUGCGGGUGUAUGUUUCUCUAAAGCGUACAGAUAUUCAUGUUAUAACCAGUGUAAUUGAUGAUAUGAUACUGAAAGUUUGACAUUUUUACAUUUUUCUGAUGUUAAAUUUAAAUGUUGCGUCUUAAGUUGAAAUGAAAGCCAUUAUCAGCAUUAAUCGUCGUAUCUAAAUUCUGAUCAAAUGUGCUUUAGACACAUAACCCGCAGGCCAGCUUGAGACAGCAGCUCCGAACCCCACAUUCACACACAGUGAGGGGUCAGGGUUCAACUUUCAAGGGCCCAGCUAAUGAUGACUUGCACUAAAAACCAAAACUGGAGAGGGCGAGUCUGAUGUCACCUGGCGUCAUAUUUAUUUCUGUAAAUAGAGAAGCCUGAUUUGGCAUUAAGCCAUGCACUGGAUAAUCUAUAUGUGUGUGUAGUAAAAUAUACAAAUUGCAACAUUAAAUUGAUGAUGGAUUA